Molecule: messenger RNA, 3288 nt
Organism: Ornithodoros turicata
Lineage: Eukaryota; Metazoa; Arthropoda; Arachnida; Ixodida; Argasidae
Product: R3H and coiled-coil domain-containing protein 1-like
Exons: 11
Coding region: 345-2348 (667 amino acids)
Molecular function (GO): nucleic acid binding
Source: RefSeq, a predicted model, not a curated record
ACGCACUUGCACAGCGUAUAACAAUAGAUGACAACUAUACUCGAUACCUCAUACCUCUCUAGCGAGUUUUCUGCUAGCUGCUUCGGCAACACUGAUUGUCUUGCGAUCUGUCCUUGUAGGCUCUCAGGGUCUGUGUCAGUACCAGUACCUCGACGAGGAUUUUUUUCUCUGAUCCUUUCUUCCCGACGUACCGAGGUCCUGAAUCCUCAUUUUAACUUUCAUAUCUUUGCUUGUAUUAUGUACCGUGACUCUGCGAACAUGCAUUGAGUAUGCUACAUCAGUGGUAUGUGCAACAACGCAACGCUUCUCUCUUUCUGAGUCUUUUGUCUCAAAUAUGAAACGUUAUGGAUGUUGGUGACCCACAGAGCGAAAAUGGCCAGGACAGAGACUGCAUAUUUGUAAACACAGCUCGAAGAGAGAUCGUGAAGUUUCUACGAGACGACAUAAAAAGCAGUGCGUUGGUUUUCCCGGCACUGUCGAAUCGUCUGAGGUUUCUGACGCACAAAAUCGUCGAAGAGGAGUUCCAGGAUUUAUGUACCUUCUCUGUGGGGAAAUCUGAUCUGCGAAGGCCUACUGUCUGCUUCAAGUCACGAGUCGUUUCGGCUUUUGUUAAUAACAUAUGCACUCUUGAGACUGCACGAACAUUAGUGCCGAAACUGCACGAAGAAAUCCCUGGGCAUAAGUGGCAAAGGAUGGAACGUGAUGGUGAAACGGCGAGGACCAAAGUAGAAAUUGUUUCAAGUAAAGCACGACGACGACGUCCAGACAGGCAACUGUACGUUCCACGUGGGCGUGCCUUGGCGCAGGACAUGCCUCCUUCUGCUCUUUCAGUUAAGGCAAAAGAUAAAAGUUGCAGCUUCACACGAGAUCCAGCUCCAAAAAGGAAUGACACACGUCCCAUGUCAAAGCAAGAAUGCAAAUCUGUGAACAGCAAAAUGCUUGAGUGUUUACAAGAACAAAGGACAAUGGAGUCAAGUUGGACAGAAUAUGCACAACAUUUGCCCUUGAAUGAAGUUUCUGUUAUAUGUAAAGAGGAUGAAAAUCAAAUUGUUAAGAUGUCAGAAGUGGUGCUAACUCCGGUUCAGCCUGUAUGCUAUAGAUUGUCUGAACAUUGUUACGAUCAGCUGCUGGGUGAUAAAACUAUUCCAAAUGCAGUACAAGAUGGAAGAGAGCAACAUUUUGCAAGAAAAAUAUCAAGUUGUAUUGACCAGCAUGAUGCAAGUAAAAGCAGAAACGUUGAGAGAAAUGAAACAGGUGUGGAGCCCAGUAUGGCUGUGCAGGUCGUAGGGGCUUGUGCGAAAUUCCUCAAAGUUUGCGAAGGUGACAAUACGUCACUGGUUGCCAGUAGUAGCCAAAAUAUGUUGACUUGUGGAGGAUAUAGACAACAUGCAGAUAGUAAGCAGAGCUGUCAGAAUCAUGGAGAACUGACAGUUGAUGAAUGUCUGAAUGACCCAGGCAUACAGCAAUACCAACAAGAGGAUCAUGACAGAAUACAACCACAACAGGAGGCACAGCAAGAUGUGAAAGACGAAGAAUGUUUACAUGAUAAGGUACAGUACCAACCGGAUGGCCACUAUCAUGUGCAGGGAGAGUUACAAGGGCAUGAGCAUGAAGAACAUGAUGUGCAGCCAGUUAUGAGUAGUGCAGGUGUGGGGUCACUAGAAGAUGGGCAGACAUUAGAGCUAUCAUACAAGCAUCGCAAAGACUCCAAGCUAUCGAUGAAUCAAGAAGAAGAAUUGACUGAAGAUUCUUGGGACGUCAUGUUCGAUGACAGUGGAGAAUGCCUCGAUCCUGCUGCUCUACAAGAGUUAACCCAAGCCUUAGGAGAGAUCCAUGUGCGUCAUGCAGAAUUGGAUUAUACCAAGUUCGAGAUACCAAUUCCAAAUCUCACAGAAGAAGAGUACGGCCACAUCCUCGAAAUAUACGGCUUUCCUGCGGAAUUUGAGACAAAAGAUUUAGUGUUGGGGCUUUCUUCACUCAAUGAUCCAGCAUUCACCAUAAAAUGGGUCGACGACACGCAUGCACUCGCUGUGUUCUCUUCUCCUCUUGCUGCUUCAGAAGCCCUUGCAGCACGGACACCACUUUUAAAAAUUCGUCAUGUGUCUGAGGCUUCAAGACAGUCAAAACUGAAAGUAAAACGCUGUGCUGAGUUCAUGCAGCCAUUCAAGCCUCGUCCCCAGACGUCUGCAUCAGUAGCACGACGACUAGUGUCUGGUGCACUGGGCCUUCGAGUUCAAGUUCAGCCCGAGCAGCGUCGUCGUGAGUUGCAGGCAAUCAAGGAAGCUAAGAAUCGGCGACAUCAGAAAGUGAAGCAGCAGAUGGACGUCUGGAAUGGCGACGUGUCAUGAUCCAUGACUAGGAAGACUGCAUCCAUAGUUGCUAGUGCCGUUCUCUCACUCAGUCCCCCAUGUCAGGCCAUUCCCUUCAGGAAGAUGGCGUGACGGAAGUAGCACUCGCUUCCAGGACCUGCAACAUAUGAUCACAGAGUGGCUUUUGUAGAAUGCCCAUUUGAUGCAGUAUACCGCUAUAAAAUGGAUUUCAAUGGACUUUCAAAAGCUGAAACCUGCUGAGUGUAAACUGCACUGACAAUCCCUUUUGAGAUGGUGUGUCAUUUAUGUCGAAUGUCACCUGAGAAAUAGGGAAGAAUUUAGUAGAAAUACCAGUAGCGUGGUAUCUGGUCUCUAAUAUUCGUGCCUAAGACUGUCACUUGCUGUCUGUACGACCCUGUAGUCACGGCUGGUGCAAUAUAUGGUCAUGGAAUAAAAAAUAUGCAAUAACCAGAGCUACCACGCAAGGUGUGACAUACAUGUGCCACAUGGGUUGCCAUGCCUAAAGACAGGAAGCUGUAUUUAUCUCACCUGUCAUGAGUAAGCCCAAGAAAUUGUUUCCAGUUUUGCUGUGGUCCAAAGUCAUAGGGGUUUCUGUAGAUCUGAUCAGACACAUCAUAUCAGUAUAAGUUUUCUCUGGCAUUGGUGACAUGAUACAUGUGCUCCUCCUCGGUAAAACUAAAUCACUCAAUCACAAUUGUCUCAAUGUAAAGCUAUCAUGAUCAUGAUUUAUUCAAUUUCCAUCAAAACGACCAUACAUUUCUAUGCAAGUUUAAUUUCAAUGCCGAAACAUGGCACAUAAUGUAACAGGGAUGUGCGUGUAUCAACAAAAAUGCUCAAAGUCCUACCAAAAUAGCCACGUUGGCAUUGCAUCCCCACAAGCCGGUGAGGGGGAGAGCAUCUCUCGUCUUUCUCAUUCAAACAACACUACUUUGUUGAAUAAACGUCACCUUGAGUUUCA